AUGGAUCGUGAAUUUUGGUUUUUUGGAGCUGAGACUCCUCCUAUUAAAGAAUUAAAAGUCCCUUUGAUAGAUCCAAAGGUAGCACUAGAGGAGCCUUUAGGAAACUACAAUUUCGAUCAAUCUCCUAAAUUUUCAGCAAAUCAAGGUCUUGCAAAAUAUUGCCCAGUCUGUACCGAGGAAUCUUCAGAAAUGGUUUGUUUUCCUUCCUGCUUCCAUUCCUUCUGCAGAAAUUGCCUAAAUUCUUAUUUAGAGUACAGAGUCUCCGAAGGUAAUGUAAAAUCUGUGCCUUGUCUUCAAGAUGGCUGUCCAUAUGAAGUUCCUGAAGAAAUCAUAUAUUCGACACUCGCUUCGUCAAUUGCAGAAAAAUACAAAAAAUUCAAACGAAAGGCUAUACUGGAAUCAAACCCAUACUUGCGAUGGUGCCCAGUUCCUGAUUGUGAAGGCUGGGAUACAGGAAGCACCAAGAAACGAAAGCUAAAGUGCAAUGUCUGUGGCUCGUAUUAUUGCUUCUAUUGCAAUGAAAAAUGGCAUGGAAGGAAAAAAUGCAAAAAUAAUUAUGAUUAUAAAUUUGAAAAGUGGGCUGAAGGAAAUAACGUAAAGUUUUGCCCUAGGUGCAGGCUUAGAGUUGAAAAAAAUGGAGGAUGCCCUCAUAUGAGCUGUAUUAAGUGUGGAUACCACUGGUGUUGAAAUUGUGGGAUGGAGGUUGGAGACCCAAAUCACAAUGAAUUCACAUGCUUGGUAGGAAGGAAUUAUUUCGAGCUUUAUUGAUAUAUCAUUUUCUGCAUGAUUUUUGCACCAGUGCUUAUGCCGUUUGGGGUGUUUGUAUUUUUAUUUAUUUCAGCAGAAAUAUAUGGAGAGAAUUUUACAGAUGUGCCAGCUUUUAACUGGCUAUUUCGUAAAAAGUGAAUAAUUUAUACUCUGGCGUUUCUAGUUUCACCUAUUGUGGAGCUAUUUGGAUUAGCUAUUGGUGGGCUUGCUGUAGGAUAUGUGAUAUCAUAUGAUGUGUGUUUUAAUAGGGACUGCUCUUAUUUCAAGUGCCUUUUUUCUUUUAUUUUCGGAACUGUAGUAGGAUCACUUAUUAUUGCUUUAUUGGCAAUUGGAGUGCUGAUCAUCAUAUCAUUAAUACCAGUAGCAGGCGCAUUUUUUCUUGUGGCCAAAGUAUUUUUUAUUAUUAAGAGAAACUAUAAGCAAGAUGUAGAUACGCGACAAUAUCCCCGAGCACUUGUUAUGGUUUAA
Blepharisma stoltei is the source of this 1236-nucleotide messenger RNA. Lineage: Eukaryota; Ciliophora; Heterotrichea; Heterotrichida; Blepharismidae. The record is from the annotation of a GenBank genome assembly.